Carlito syrichta (Philippine tarsier) is the source of this 7067-nucleotide messenger RNA. RefSeq names its product phosphatidylinositol-3,4,5-trisphosphate dependent Rac exchange factor 1 (gene PREX1). Gene Ontology annotation, biological process: intracellular signal transduction. The transcript has 45 exons. Gene Ontology annotation, molecular function: guanyl-nucleotide exchange factor activity; protein binding. Bases 1 to 5490 code for a protein of 1829 amino acids. The record is from RefSeq and is a predicted model, not a curated record. NCBI's taxonomy places the organism in Eukaryota, Metazoa, Chordata, Mammalia, Primates, Tarsiidae.
AUGUUUGCGUUUUUCGAAGAUGCCCUGGUGCCACUCCAGCCAGGGACGCUAAACAGCACUGGCACCGGUACCCAGGCCCGCCAGCCACCCCGCCCUGCGUCCCGGGGCCCAGUGACUCUCUUUGCUUUGUCCCGGACAUUCUGGUACCGGAGACCCGUUUGUCUGUUUUCAAAAGAUCCUGGAACCUGGGAUUCGAAUGGGAAACUGGUAUUCACACUGAAGCCUGCAUUUUCUGGUAGCCCUCUGUGGGCCAAGCUAAGUGGGCCUGUGGGCCGCUGGUUGGAGACCCGGGAGGCGGCUCCGCAGCAUGGCGGAGGGUUACCCCAAGGCGACACCGUGGCCGACCUGCUGAGACGCCUGGGCCCAUGCCCCUACGUGUUCUCCUGUGUGGCCAUCCGUAGAUGGUCCCUUGCUGAGGACUCGCCGGGCUCCACCUGUGAGCCGGGCUGGCUGCCGGCGAUGCGGGGCCCACUGAGGGGUGCAGGGGACGUCCAGGCAGCGGACUGUGGGCGAGCAGGGUUGGAUUCAGUCCUCACGUCCCAUCUUGCAGGACGGCUCCAUUACACAGAUGGAACAGGCCACAGACAGAGUUGCCCCAGAGGGUCCUGGGGACCAUCCCUGCCCGUGCAGAGGCCGUCGGGGCUGCUUCGAAAAGCCGCCAUGCUUGGGCAGCACGCAGGCCGGCCCGAGGCUCCUGCCUGCCCGUUCUUUCUGGGUCACGAGUCGCUGAUUGCGUUCCUGCACCGAAUCCGGCAGAACGUGGCGGACUCCGUGGAGAAGGGCCUCACGGAGGAGAAUGUCAAGAUCCUGUUCUCGAACAUCGAGGACAUCCUGGAGGUUCACAAGGAUUUCCUGGCCGCCUUAGAGUAUUGCUUACACCCGGAGCCUCAGUCUCAGCAUGAACUUGGGAACGUUUUCUUAAAAUUCAAGGACAAGUUCUGCGUGUACGAGGAGUAUUGCAGCAACCACGAGAAGGCCCUGAGGCUGCUGGUAGAGCUGAACAAGAUCCCCACCGUGCGCGCCUUCCUGUUGAGCUGCAUGCUUCUGGGAGGCCGUAAGACCACGGACAUCCCUUUGGAGGGCUACCUGUUGUCUCCGAUUCAGAGAAUCUGCAAGUACCCGCUCCUCCUUAAGGAGCUGGCCAAGAGGACUCCCGGCAAGCACCCGGACCACCCCGCGGUGCAGAGCGCCCUGCAGGCCAUGAAGACCGUCUGCUCCAACAUCAAUGAGACCAAGCGGCAGAUGGAGAAACUGGAAGCCCUGGAGCAGCUGCAGUCCCACAUUGAAGGCUGGGAGGGCUCCAACCUCACGGACAUCUGCACCCAGCUCCUGCUUCAGGGAACGUUGUUGAAGAUCUCUGCGGGCAAUAUCCAGGAGAGAGCCUUCUUCCUUUUCGACAACCUUCUGGUCUACUGCAAGCGGAAAUCCAGGGUCACUGGAAGCAAAAAGUCUACCAAGAGGACCAAGUCCAUCAAUGGCUCUCUCUACAUCUUCAGGGGCCGAAUCAACACUGAGGUCAUGGAGGUGGAGAAUGUGGAAGAUGGGACAGCGGAUUAUCAUAGCAAUGGCUACACCGUCACCAAUGGCUGGAAGAUUCACAACACAGCCAAGAACAAGUGGUUUGUCUGUAUGGCCAAGACGGCGGAGGAGAAGCAGAAGUGGCUGGAUGCCAUCAUCCGUGAGCGGGAGCAGCGUGAAAGCCUGAAGCUGGGCAUGGAGCGCGAUGCGUACGUGAUGAUUGCAGAGAAGGGUGAGAAGCUCUACCACAUGAUGAUGAACAAGAAGGUGAACCUGAUCAAGGACCGCCGGAGAAAGCUGAGCACCGUCCCCAAGUGCUUCCUCGGCAAUGAGUUUGUUGCCUGGCUCCUGGAAAUUGGUGAAAUCAGCAAGACGGAAGAAGGCGUGAAUUUGGGCCAGGCCCUGCUGGAGAACGGCAUUAUCCACCAUGUUUCUGACAAGCACCAGUUCAAGAACGAGCAGGUGAUGUAUCGCUUCCGUUAUGACGACGGCACCUACAAGGCCCGCAGUGAGCUGGAAGACAUCAUGUCCAAGGGUGUGAGGCUUUACUGCCGUCUUCACAGCCUCUACACCCCAGUGAUCAAAGACCGCGAUUACCACCUGAAGACCUACAAGUCGGUGCUUCCAGGGAGCAAGCUGGUGGACUGGCUGCUGGUUCAGGGAGACUGCCAGACGCGGGAGGAGGCAGUGGCACUCGGCGUGGGCCUAUGUAACAACGGCUUCAUGCACCACGUGCUGGAGAAGAGUGAGUUCAAGGACGAGUCCCAGUACUUCCGCUUCCACGCCGAUGAGGAGAUGGAGGGGACCAGCAGCAAGAACAGGCAGCUGCGCAAUGACUUCAAGCUGGUGGAGAACAUUCUGGCCAAGCGCCUGCUGAUCCUGCCCCAGGAGGAAGACUACGGCUUCGACAUCGAGGAGAAGAACAAGGCUGUGGUGGUGAAGUCGGUGCAGAGGGGCUCGCUGGCCGAGAUGGCCGGCCUGCAGACAGGGAGGAAGAUCUACUCCAUCAACGAGGACCUGGUGUUCCUGCGGCCCUUCUCCGAGGUGGAGUCCAUCCUCAACCAGUCCUUCUGCUCCCGCCGCCCGCUGCGCCUCCUGGUGGCCACCAAGGCCAAAGAGAUCAUCAAGAUCCCCGACCAGCCAGAGACACUGUGCUUCCAGAUCCGUGGGGCUGCGCCGCCAUACGUCUACGCCGUGGGGAGAGGCUCAGAGGCCGCGGCCGCCGGGCUCCGUGCCGGUCAGUGUGUCCUCAAGGUCAACGGCAACAGUGUGAUGAACGACAGUGCCUCCGAGGUCCUGGAGCACUUCCAGGCCUUCCGGAGCCGACGGGGAGAGGCCCUGGGCCUGUACCAGUGGAUCUACCACACCCACGAGGACGCCCAGGAGGCGCGGGCCAGCCAGGAGGGCCCUGGUGAGGAACCUGAUGGCCAGCGGCUCCAGGAGGAGGACCAACCUGAUUCAGCCUCGCCCCUGCUGUCCCUGGGCCCCCAGCUGAGCCUGCGGGAGGACAGCCCAGUGGUCAGCCUGACCGUGGACAACGUGCACCUGGAACACGGCGUGGUGUACGAGUACAUGAGCACAGCCGGCGGCCGGUGCCACGUGCUGGAGAAGAUUGUGGAGCCCCGCGGCUGCUUCGGCCUCACUGCCAAGAUCCUUGAGGCCUUUGCUGCCGAGGACAGCGUCUUCGUGCAGAACUGUGGGCAGCUCAUGGCCCUGAGCAGCGCCAUCGUGACCAUGCCCCACUACGAGUUCCGCAACAUCUGCGACACCAAGCUGGAGAGCAUUGGCCAGAGGAUCGCCCGCUACCAGCAGUUUGCAGCCCAGCUGAGGAGCAGGGUCAGCCUGCCCUUCAAGCAGGCCACCUCGGAGCCCCACGUGCUGUGUGGCCUGGACUUCUGCCCCACCAACUGCCACAUCAACCUCAUGGAGGUGUCCUACCCCAAGGCCACCCCCUCGGUGGGCAGGUCCUUCAGCAUCCGCUUCGGCCGCAAGCCCUCCCUCAUCGGCCUCGACCCCGAGCAAGGCCACCUAAACCCCAUGUCCUAUACCCAGCACUGCAUCACCACCAUGGCCGCCCCCUCCUGGAAGUGCUUGCCUGCUGCGGACGGGGACCCCCAAGGCCAGGGUCUCCACGACAGCAGCUUCGGGCCAGCCGGGGGCGCCCUGGGCCAGGAAGACCGGGGCCUGAGCUUCCUGCUCAAGCAGGAGGACCGUGAGAUCCAGGACGCCUACCUGCAGCUCUUCACCAAGCUGGACGUGGCCCUGAAGGAGAUGAAGCAAUAUGUCACCCAGAUCAACAGGCUGCUGUCCACCAUCACAGAGCCCACCUCGGGGGCCUCCUGCGACCCGCUCUUGGCCGAGGAGGCCUCUUCCUCCCCGCUGGUCAGUGAAGAGAGUGAGAUGGACCGGACCGACCACGGGGGCAUCAAGAAGGUGUGCUUCAAGGUGUCCGAGGAGGAGCAGGAGGAUUCGGGCCAUGACACCAUGAGCUACCGCGACUCCUACAGUGAGUGUAACAGCAACCGGGACUCGGUCCUGUCCUACACCAGUGUGAGAAGCAACAGCUCCUAUCUGGGCAGCGAUGAGAUGGGGUCUGGUGACGAGCUGCCCUGUGACAUGCGGAUCCCGUCAGACAAGCAGGACAAGCUCCACGGCUGCCUAGAGCAUCUCUUUAACCAGGUGGACUCCAUCAACGCCCUUCUCAAGGGGCCGGUCAUGAGCAGGGCUUUCGAAGAGACCAAGCAUUUCCCCAUGGACCACAGCCUGCAAGAGUUCAAACAGAAAGAAGAGUGUACAAUCCGUGGCCGGAGCUUGAUCCAGAUCAGCAUCCAGGAGGACCCCUGGAACCUUCCUAACUCCAUCAAGACCCUGGUGGACAACAUUCAGAGAUACGUGGAAGACGGGAAGAACCAGCUGCUCCUGGCCUUGCUGAAGUGCACAGACACAGAGCUGCAGCUGCGCCGGGAUGCCAUCUUCUGCCAGGUGCUAGUGGCUGCCGUGUGCGCCUUCUCCGAGCAGCUGCUGGCCGCCCUCAGCUACCGCUACAACAACAACGGCGAGUACGACGAGAGCAGCCGUGAUGCCAGUCGCAAGUGGCUGGAGCAGGUGGCGGCCACGGGUGCCCUGCUGCACUGCCAGUCCCUGCUCUCGCCGGCCGUGAAGGAGGAACGGACCAUGCUGGAGGACCUCUGGGUGACCCUGUCGGAGCUGGACACCGUCACCUUUUCUUUUAAGCAGCUGGACGAGAACUGUGUUGCCAAUACCAACGUCUGCUACCACAUCGAGGGCAGCCGGCAGGCCCUGAAGGUCAUCUUCUACCUCGACAGCUACCACUUCUCCAAGCUGCCUUCGCGCCUGGAGGGUGGGGCCAGCCUGAGGCUGCACACUGUGCUCUUCACGAAAGCUCUGGAGAAUGUGGAGGGGCUACCUCCUCCAGGCAGCCAGGCCAUGGAAGAUUUGCAGCAGGAGAUCAAUGCUCAGUCCCUGGAGAAAGUUCAGCAGUAUUACCGCAAGCUCAGGGCAUUCUACCUGGAACGGUCCAACCUGCCUACGGACGCCAGCACCACAGCAGUGAAGAUAGACCAGCUGAUCCGCCCCAUCAACGCCCUGGAUGAGCUCUGCCGUCUCCUGAAGGCCCUGGUCCACCCCAAGCCCGGCGCCGGCGGGAGCCCGGGUGCCAGCCUCAUCCCCCUCUCCUCGGAGCUCUGCUACCGCCUGGGCGCCUGCCAGAUCGCCAUGUGCGGCUCCGGCAUGCAGAGGAGCACCCUGAGCGUGUCCCUGGAGCAGGCGGCCAUCCUGGCCCGGAGCCAUGGGCUGCUGCCCAAGUGCAUCAUGCAGGCCACGGACAUCAUGCGCAAGCAGGGCCCUCGGGUGGAGAUCUUGGCCAAGAACCUGCGCGUCAAGGACCAGAUGCCCCAGGGCGCACCGCGCCUCUACCGCCUCUGCCAGCCUCCGGUGGACGGAGACCUCUGAACACCCAGACGCCCCGUGCUGGCCGCGUCCUCUGGAACUGGGAUUUGGGAGGACACAGCGGACAGCACCGGCCUUCUCCAGAUAUGGCCCGAAGCAUCUGCUGCCACUACCCAAGACCUGCCCAGCGGCCUCCACUGCCUCCCUCCAGGACUGGCCUGGGCCCCCUCUCCCAUGAGCCGCCUGGGCAGCCCAGGCCGGCGCACUCUCCACCCUUCUUUCAGAAGCCACAUGGGUGCUGGGGACCUGCAGAGCUGGUGGGGCAGCCGGGGCCUGGCUUCGGCCCCAAACCCCCAGGAUGCAGGGGAGGGUCACAGAGGCCCGCAGACCCGGUCCCCUCGGGACGGCUCAACCUGCACUUUGGAAACCCCCGGUUUCUUGAAGUCCACAUUCCAGGAGACCACGGGUGUCCCUGCUUCCUCCUACUCCCCCUCCUCACCUCAGCUUCCAGAUCCACCCUAACCCCGUACUAACCGCUUGGUGGACUCGGAAGAGCCAGGAAGGACAGAGAGGCGGGGCGCCACGCCAGUCCCCAAGAGGGUCUCGAAAGCCACACCAGCUCCCGACAUCACGGCCACUGGAACUUGAGCCUCAGCCCUGGGCACGAGCUUUGCCCUGACUUUAUUUAUAUGGCGUGAAAGCUCUGGUUUAUUUUGGGAGUUUUUGGUUGCUGGUAUUGUCCAGAUUUCCUUUUUCUAAGGCUGUGUGAUUAUAUAUUUGACGGUUUAAGUUGCAGAGAAAGGUAUAUUGUCUAACAGGGACCAACAUGAGGUAGUACUGACAGCCUUCCUCAGUUCUACUAAAGAAAGCAAAAAAGAAAAACUAAAUUAUUGAGAAUGCUUAAGAUGUCAGUCUUCCUUCUUUUGUAAUAUUUAGGGUCCUAAGGUGUCGACUGAUUCCUUUUCCCGCCCACCCUCAGUCUCCAGCGGCUGGUCAGGGCUGAAAGGUCACGCUGCCUUUGGCUCUGAGAGGUGGCUGGCCGGGUCGGGGGUGGGGAUCGAACCACACUUGAGAUGCCUCUCACACAGGUGGACAGAAGCCAGGGGAAAUGCUGGUGGGGGCUUCUGUAAUUUAUUUUCUUGCUGUUAGCGUCUCAGAGCUGGGCAUUUGGGACUUAUCUGCCAGCCAGAGAGCAGGAAGCCACCAUACCUGUGCUCUAGGUAAAGGGGCCUACACAGGAAGCCCCUCAGCAGUGUGUCCCCAACUCUCGUACGCCUGCAGGGAUUGUCAUAGCAGGGGAGGAAGGAGGGAAUGUCUUGUCUCCCUGGCUGGUGGGUGAGAUGGGUGCCCUGCUGCCCCAGAGGCCAGGAGCCUUGAAGCCCCAGCAUUUCAGCUCCCCCGGCCCCUGGCGUCCACCUUCCCUCUCUUGCCACCGCAACCAGGACGGCAGGCGGUGGCCUUGUCGCUGUAUCUUAUGUCAGAUGCACACAAGGACUCGCUUUAGCCCUGAUGUGGGAGCCGGGGAGGGCCCGAGGGCCAGGGCAUCGUGCACUGGUUUACUUUAAAAUGUACAGAUUCUUCUCGUUAAAUUCAUGAUAGAUUUUUUUAUUAUUAAAAGUCAGUUUAUAUAAUACAAAGAA